AUGUCAACCGACCAUAAAUCUCCCAAGUCGUUAUUCCCCCCGGUUUCACAACCUUCUCAGUACACGCCGCCUCCAAGGAGAAAUCUACCCGCUGAAAUUCCGCGCAUACCUGACCAUGAUGACCCAUCAACCGAAUGGCUCCCCAUAUACAACACGCGAACCCCAUACGACGAGGCCGAAAUUGUACAUCUCAUUCACGAAAUUGUCCGAAACUUUGUUCGGCUGUCAACCGUUUCGGAAGCUGAAGUGAUUUGGCCUCCAGAAGGUGGUCAUCGCCUUGAUGAGGCGCUUUGCAAUGAGCUCAAUAUUUCUGAUGCAGCAAGGUCAUUAAUUCGACUUUUACCUUGUCCUGGAAAUUGCAUCUGCCCAAUCUUUCUUUAUCAAUCUAGUCAGCUCUUCGACAUUUUGGACAAUGGGUUUAGUCUCCAUACGAUUCGAGUAGUGUCCAUCACGGACGACGGUCCAGACUUAUCAAAUCCCCCUAAUACGCCCCUCGAGCGCCCUAAUGAUGUGGUCUACUAUCGCAACUAUUGGCCCAGGCAUGCUCCAAGUUUCCUUCGUAUGCAGCUGAAUAGAAUCAAGGCUCUAGAUGCUAUUCCACCGGGCCAGAGUGCACUAGGCUAUAUUGACUUUGCAGACGAAUGGAUGCGACGUAAAAUUAAGCAUUAUUUAGAAGGUACAUAUGGUUGGCCAGAUAAUUUCAAUCAGCAAGCAUGGGAUGAAGACCGUGAUCGGAUUUGGGAAGAGACUGAAGAAGAGUACGCACGUUUGGGUCGACCACAUGUGUUAAGAUUCUUGUGAUCUAAUGAUUCAAUAAGUGUUCGAGGGGUGUGUCAACAAGUUAGCUGAAUCU
Molecule: messenger RNA, 853 nt
Organism: Botrytis deweyae
Lineage: Eukaryota; Fungi; Ascomycota; Leotiomycetes; Helotiales; Sclerotiniaceae
Exons: 3
Coding region: 1-801 (266 amino acids)
Source: RefSeq, a predicted model, not a curated record